CUUUAUCUAUGGAAAAUUCCGAAAUUCCAAUACACCUCCCCUCUCCCUGAUCAACCCGUUGAUUUUCCUUCAUACUGAUCACAAUAACAAUAAUAAUAAUAAUAAUAAAUAAAUAAAAUCAAAGUGUUCCGUGUACGAAACCGCUGUGGAUUUCAGUGACCGCCACACUCGACGCGCGCGCAACGGUCGUUCAAGUGUCCCGAAUUCCGAUCGUGUGCGCAUUAGGUGUUAAUUUCGUUUUCCUUCAAUAAAUGUCGCCCAACGUCUAUCUAUGAUGCCCGCAACAACCGUAAACGGCAUCGCCAGACACCAGAAACUGGCCGCUGUUAAUAUAAUUAUCGGAAAACGCCAAUGGAACUUGGUGCCAUCCUGAUCUAUUAGGCGGACUUUUUCGCCAGGUCCUCCAAAUAAUAAAAAAGUGCUUCCCGAGUGUUUAAAUUCGUUAUAUAUUAUAUUAUAUUAUAUUCAUUUUUUUUUACUAUAGUUUUGUUUUGUAUUUGUGCAAAGCUCGAUUUUAUUAAGAAAUAAAUUAUCAACGAGGUUGUGAAUUUAUAGUUAGUAUGUGUUAAUAAAGUGAUAUGUCAGUACGUUUGUCCAGCGGGUGUUUGCCCGCAAAUGGUGAGAAACCACCUCCGCCUUCAUCAGAUAUAGUUGAUUCAAAUGGCCAACAGAACAAUUUGCAGGAACAUCAACAACACCAUCACCACCAACAACAGCAACAACCUAGGAGUAAUAGCAUGGACUAUUUAAAUUUCGAGGAAAAGAGACAAAUAAUUGCAUCUUCUUUGUCAUUAACGGAUUUUUUACACACUAGUGGUACAGCUACUACCCCGACAUCACCUACUACUGGCAAGUUUAUUAUUGCCAAGAAGCAAAAUGGUACAGCACUUCGAACUAAUAGCUUAGGGUCAGGAACGCGUACCAGUCCAUUGCAGUUGGAUCGAAAACCACCCAGCAAGUUUUCUGCAUUAGGUAAACUUUUCAAACCGUGGAAAUGGAAACGAAAAAAGAAAUCAGAAAAAUUUGAAACAACAUCUAGAAAUUUGGAAAGAAAGAUCUCAGUGCGAGCUAAUCGAGAUGAAUUAAUUCAAAAAGGAAUCCUGUUUUUAGAUAGUCCAAUGGCUCAAACACAUACGAUCUCUGAAACUGAUAAUUCUCCCCAAGUAAAUCAAAUUUCAAGUGCAACAACUACUUGUGUUACCGUCACUCCUACUAUUGGUUCGUCAAUGCUUUUUCAACAGCAACAAAACAGAUAUUCUAAUCAAUUUAUGAAUGACUUGAACAAAGAUAACAAGACUGAAAUGGUGCAAGACCAUAGUGAGCCGGUAGAAUUAAAUUUUGAACAGCAGCAACAGCAACAACACAUAGCUGAACAGCCUAGUAGCUCAAAACCUGAGCGACCCAACUCUUUAACUGGUCCUGGUGGUACGCUCACCAGACGCUUGUUCUGUUACCAUGCACCUAAUCAGUCAUUAUUGGCAGGAUCAGGUCAGUCACCCACCAGACCUCCCAAUUCAUUAUUGCCAUCAGGUUGUGAAUCCCCUAAAUUAAAUUGUGAUAGGACAUCAUCAAUGGUUAUUACUGGACAAAACAUGUCGCAGAUGGCCAGUGGGGUAAGGACAGGCUAUUAUCAUUCCAGUCCUAGGAUGAUGUACAAUAAUUAUCCUGGACAUUCAUCAUUAAUGCUUUCUGAUUUACCCGAACCCCCUAUACCGGUAUCUGAAGUUGGGCCUAUACCUCCACCGCCCAUGUUCAGUUCACCAACUCAGCAAUCAUAUUUAUAUCAACAUAAUGAUCGUCAGAAUCAUCGUUCCAAUGAUAACAAUGAUGAGGAAAUGGAAAUGACAACAAAUGAAGAUGAUUAUGAUGAUGAAGACUAUGAUGAAGAGGAGGAAGAUGAUGAUGACGAUGAAGAAGAAGUAGAUGAUGAUGAUGAUGAUUCCAAUGGAUUUAGAAUAAGAAAUCGUCACAGUUUUCCUAGUCAUAUAGAACAGAUUCCUGCUAAAGAGCCUGUUUUUAAUGCACAACCUCUGAAGUCGGCAUUGAAAAAACCAUCAACACCUAAUCAAAGUCAACAGGAAUCAUCACAAUUGCUCAACAGAAGGGUUCCAUUAAAGCCCAGGAUACGUUUUUGUGGUGCUAAUCGUCCAGUAGUAUUUGGAAUUACAUUACCUUGUUCAUUACAAGAAAAUAAAGAAAACGCUAGACCCAAUGAGUCUAGUGAUGAUGAUAGUUCAGGUGAUGGACCUAUAUUAUAUAGAGAUGAUAAUUUAGACAAUCGAUUGGCUGAAAAAAUUGCAAGAAAAGAUAGUCUUGCUAUUAAACUGGCUCUACGUCCUGAUCGACAAGAGCUCAUUAAUCGCAAUAUUCUUCAAGUUCAAAGUGAAAAAGAGCGACAAGAAACUAAAGAAGUCAUUGGUGCUCGUCUUAUUAGACGUUUGAGCAUGAGACCAACUCAGGAAGAACUUGAAGAAAGAAACAUCUUAAAAAAACAAACAGCAGCAGAAGAAAAAAAGUUGAAAGAAGAAAAGAAACGUAUGUUGUUAAGAAAAUUAAGUUUUAGACCAACAGUUGAUGAAUUGAAAGAAAAAAAAAUUAUUCGAUUCAAUGAUUACAUAGAAGUAACUCAAGCACAUGAUUAUGAUCGGCGAGCUGAUAAACCAUGGACACGGUUAACAACCAAAGAUAAAGCAGCUAUACGAAAAGAACUUAAUGAAUUUAAAAGCUCGGAAAUGGAAGUACAUCAAGAAAGUAAACAUCUCACUAGGUUUCACCGACCAUGAUUGUUUUAUGUCAUAAAUACAAUUAAAAAGGCAAGAAGAAAAUUAAAACAAAUUGGCUGCUAUUUAAUCUUGUUUAGAUAAAAAGUAGUUUUUAAAUACACAUGUAUUAGUAAAUUAAAUAUUUAAAAAUCAACAAAAGUAUUUAAUAAUCUAAAAAUGUAUUGAACAGACUUUUAUCAAGUGAUAGAGAAAAACAUUUAUAUUAAUUAUAAAUAUUAGAAUAUCCUUAUUUUGACGAAAAGCUUUUGUCCGUCCACAUAGUGAUUGUGUGCAAUAUUUAUUACGCAUUAAAUCUAAUAUAUAAAAAAAAACAUAAUAAUUAAUGUACUAAUAAUUACUACUUCUGCUUCUUUUACAUUCCCCUAAGUGCUCUCCCUCAUCAUACUAAAUAAUUUUUUUUUUUUUUUGUUAUUGUUCGCAAGUUCAAUAUUAAAAUAAUUUAUUGUACAAUUACCAUGUUGAAAAUGAAAGCUCAUUGUUUUGUUUGUUUUUCCUUUUUUUUU
Messenger RNA from Sipha flava (yellow sugarcane aphid), 3286 nucleotides. Its product is annotated as phosphatase and actin regulator 2-like. Gene Ontology annotation, molecular function: actin binding. Lineage: Eukaryota; Metazoa; Arthropoda; Insecta; Hemiptera; Aphididae. Gene Ontology annotation, biological process: actin cytoskeleton organization. The coding region runs from base 579 to 2783 and encodes 734 amino acids. The record is from RefSeq and is a predicted model, not a curated record. The transcript is spliced from 14 exons.